AUGUCGGCUCCAGGUGCGAGUGUUGAAAAGUCCCCGGCGCUCCAUUCGCAGUCGUAUGUCCAACUGCGCGAGAAGCUAUCACAGCCUGUUGUUGCAGCUUUUUGUGGCGGUGGAGUAGCCGGUGCUGUUUCCCGAACCGUUGUAUCGCCACUCGAACGAUUGAAGAUCUUGAUGCAGAUACAGAGUGCUGGAAGAGAUGCGUACAAGCUCUCCAUUGGCCAGGCUCUAAAGAAGAUGUGGAAAGAGGAAGGAUGGAAGGGUUUCAUGCGUGGAAAUGGCACCAACUGUAUUCGGAUUGUCCCCUAUUCGGCUGUUCAAUUCAGCAGCUACAACUUCUACAAGAGGAACUUUUUCGAAGCGCAUCCGGGCGCGGAGCUCUCCGCAGUUACUCGCCUUGUCUGUGGAGGAAUUGCUGGUGUCACUUCAGUGGUUUUCACGUAUCCUCUCGACAUCGUGCGGACGCGACUAUCGAUCCAGUCUGCAAGCUUCGCCGAACUUGGAAACAAACCAGAGAAGCUGCCGGGGAUGUGGGCUACUCUCAUACGCAUGUAUAAGACGGAGGGAGGCAUCACUGCAUUGUACCGAGGAAUUGUCCCAACAGUAGCUGGGGUUGCUCCUUAUGUUGGCCUAAACUUCAUGGUGUACGAGUCCGCUCGUAAAUCACUUACCUUAGAAGGGGAGGAGAACCCUGGUGCUAUCAGAAAGCUUCUCGCUGGCGCCGUAGCUGGCGCUGUGGCUCAGACCUGCACAUAUCCUUUUGAUGUUCUUCGGCGUCGCUUUCAGAUCAAUACGAUGUCAGGCAUGGGUUAUCAGUAUAAGUCUGUAUGGGACGCUGUGCGAGUCAUUGUGGGACAAGAGGGUAUCCGGGGCCUGUACAAGGGCAUCGUUCCAAACCUUCUAAAGGUUGCUCCCAGCAUGGCGUCAAGUUGGUUGAGUUUUGAGAUAACUCGCGAUUUCCUGAUAGCCCUUAAACCAACCACAGCUUCUGCUGCUCUAUGA
This is a messenger RNA of Geosmithia morbida, 999 nucleotides long. Its product is annotated as solute carrier family 25 (mitochondrial phosphate transporter), member 23/24/25/41. Bases 1 to 999 code for a protein of 332 amino acids. The transcript has 5 exons. Lineage: Eukaryota; Fungi; Ascomycota; Sordariomycetes; Hypocreales; Bionectriaceae. Gene Ontology annotation, biological process: transmembrane transport. The record is from RefSeq and is a predicted model, not a curated record.